This is a messenger RNA of Owenia fusiformis, 1888 nucleotides long. The record is from the annotation of a GenBank genome assembly. Lineage: Eukaryota; Metazoa; Annelida; Polychaeta; Sabellida; Oweniidae.
ACGACAUACACGACCACCUUCAUGUAUGUUUUUAACUAAUAGUUUGAAGAUGAAAUACAUCUCACUGAUGAAAAAAUAAGAUAAGAUGUUUUACCAACAAGGAAAACGUUAUUACAUGUAAUACAAUAUUCUCCAAGAUGAAAUAGGAAACAUCAUCUGCCUUUUGAAGGAGGGACAAAUCCAACAAUUCACACCGUGGAAUCGAUCCUUGAAAAUAAGGGAUACAAUUCAAAGCAUGUUAAUAGAACUCUAAACUGAUUUAUAUUUUGAAUUCACAGGACAGGAUUACAACAUGGCGAAUGAAGGAUCUACAGAUGGCGUUUCCAGUUUGUUGAAAACUUUUAUGAAAGCCCGCGUUAAGAACGUCGCCGAAGAGUCGAAACUACAAGACUUUGUUACAACUUUGGAAAAGGAAAGAAUCUUUAAUCAGAUCAUUACAAACAAUUACAUCUUCGAAAUAAAGAAAGAGCUGUAUAGACUUGAAAAGGAAGCUACAAACUCAAGUAAAAUUGAACUUAACCCGGAUAGAACGAAACGAAAAUCUGAUGGUAAUAUAUAUGACACAGAUAACAAUGAUAAAAACCAACAGUAUAAUUCAACUCUUCAAGCAAUUCGUGAAGAUACCGAAAGUCCUAUGAAAAAAUCAGAACAGGAUAACACAAGAGAGCUCCCAAAUAUAGACCAAGCUGUUAACCCAACUGGUGAUUUAGUGAGAAGUCAGACAUAUACUGAGGGUUUUCACGAGUCCAAAGAUAAUGAGAGACAAACCAAGAGUGAACAGUCCAAAAAGCGUCUAAGCAGAGGAUUUAGUUUCUUGAAAACUAAAACCAAACAAAUAGGCACAAUGGGUCGUGCGGGCUUGUUUGGAAAGAACAAAAGUAUCAAUUUGGAACCUGCAAAAACGGCUGCAGCCGAAUUGAAGGCGUUAAAUAUGAAAUUCCAGAGAAAUACCUAUGCAUCAUUUGACAGGAAACAACUAGGAGAGGAUGAUGCAUACGCUAAGAGUGAUCUCUCAAGACUACCGAAACUUGUCGACAUCCUCCCUUUCCCCUUAAAUGACCCAUAUAAAGAUGAGAAAUAUCGCAGAAAGAAAGGUCCACAAGAUAAACCGGCUAUUUUUGUUGGACUAGACAUGGGAGAGAGUUCGGAGAAUCUUGCCAUUACAGAUUAUUGGGUAGGCGACCCUAGAGCCGUUGGGUCAAUUCGAAGGGACCGAAAAUCUGCAACAGAAAUGGCUGUACAGUCUAAGGCGUUUGGGGAGUUACGAAGAGCUCAAAAAGAUUUAAUUGGGGAACCGUUAUGCAGCAGGAACUGCAACAGGAAAGGUACGAUUCAUGACAGCGAUAUGAAUAACACUGUAACGAUUGUCCUACCUAAAAUUAGCAAACCAUUCAAACCAAGGCAUAAAGCAAUAAGUGUUGAUGUUUUGGCGAUCGUUGAGGACACUUGUGACACUACUGAUGUUGCUAUAGAAGAGCAUUCUGCUUUGGCUCAGCAGGUAUCCCUCCCAGGUAUUGAUAUGAGUACGUUCAACCCGUCCAAGGUAACACCAGCAGACCCCGAGAAGGUUGAAAAGGACUUAGAACAAACACGUAUCACUAGAACGAAAAAGAUUAAGAAACUGAAUGACAAUUAUGAAAAGGCCAAGAAUACAACAUUGUUUUCUAAGGAAUCCACGGCAAUAGUUGACGUGAAUAAAGAUACCCGAAUAAGAGUUGGGUAUUCAUAUAAGGGAGACAGUAAUGCGAUAAGAAAGAGUAAACUAACACAGAGCAUGCCCUCAUUAAACGUAGCUGCUUAGAUGACGUGUUUUCCCUAUAUAGGGAUUGCUAUAUUUUUUAGAAUUUGGAAGAAGAUACCAUGUAAUGUAUCUCAUACUUGAGUGGGU